Molecule: messenger RNA, 1459 nt
Organism: Hippocampus comes (tiger tail seahorse)
Lineage: Eukaryota; Metazoa; Chordata; Actinopteri; Syngnathiformes; Syngnathidae
Product: zinc finger protein 774-like
Exons: 6
Coding region: 110-1459 (449 amino acids)
Biological process (GO): regulation of transcription by RNA polymerase II
Cellular component (GO): nucleus
Molecular function (GO): DNA-binding transcription factor activity, RNA polymerase II-specific
Source: RefSeq, a predicted model, not a curated record
GAAUUAAUCAGUUGUGGCUGAGUCUAAUUAAUAUAUACCAAUUAACCACAAAAUUGGAAGGCGUUUAUAUAUAUUUUUUCGGUUCUUUCAAUAAUCUCUUUACAAAUCGAUGCUGGUGUUGCCAGAAAGUUUGUCCGAAGGGAUUUGCCGUACAUUGUUGUUCGAUAGCUGCAGUUGUACCUCGGCACGCCAAACUACAAUAUCGUUUUACUUGAUGAUGAAGAAAAUUAAGCAGCCUUUCUUCACGAAUUACAGAACGGCAGAGAACGAGGAGCAACUUUAUGGAGCAAAAGAGGACAGCGACGCUGUUUUCAAGAAGUUUCGAUUUGGCUCAUGCAAAGCAGUCAUCAGCGAAGAUUUGUGUCCUGAGCGGCAGGAUGCAGAGCCCUCUGAUAUUAAAACGGAAGAAGAAAAGAAAGAGGUCUCCCACUUUAAAGAGGAAGAGGAGCAGGAGGCUCAUUACAUUAAAACAGAGGAGGAGCCACUGCACCCUUGCAUGAAAUUGGAGGUGGAUGAUCCCCCCUACAUCAAAGAAGAGGAGGAGGGGGUUUUCUGGAAGUUGCCAUUGACUGGUGUCGCCCUGAAGAGGAGAAAUGAGGCAGACACAGGGGUGCAGUAUCCAAGCAGCAGCUCAUGUCAACACAUGACAACACAAGGUGUUGGAAACCAAUGGGGAGGAUCAAAAACAGAUGGCCUAUUAGCUCCACUAUCAGAUCGUGACAUAUUGUCAAACGCUGAUGAUGAUGAUGAGAAUGAAGAUAAAGUGUCUGAUGGUGAUCUGACAUGUCACACUGACAAGAAACCCUGGAAAUGUUCUUGGUGUGGCAAAACGUUUACUUAUAAGAGUCAUUUGAAAUUACACACAAUAACCCACACAGGAGAUAAACCUUUUUCAUGCUUAGUUUGUGCUCGAAGAUUCUCUCGGAAGGAAAGUUUAAAAAAACACACAAGAACACACACUGGUGAGAAAUCUUUUGCUUGUUCAGAUUGUGGCGAAAGAUUCUCUCAAAAGGGAGAGUUCAAAAAGCACGCAAGAACCCACACUGAUGGGAAACCGUUUGCCUGCUCAGAUUGUGGCCAAAGAUUCUCUUACAAGGGACACUUUGUAAAUCACACAAGAACCCACACUGGUGAGAGACCUUUUGCCUGCACAAUUUGUGGGAAAAGAUUUUCUUGGAAGCUUCAGUUGAAGCUGAACACUCUCAAGACAGUAGAGAUGAUCGUGGACUUCAGGAAAUAUCCUUCACCACAGCUGCACCUCACAUUAUCCAACUGCCCAGUGUCAACCGUCGAGUACAACGCUUUAAUUGAAUUGUUGCCAUCUGACUGUGGAUUCCUGGAUAUCCCGAGGACCUCAGGCCGUGGUGGAGGAAUGAGGAACUCACCUCUUGGUUCAACUAUCAUGCCGUGCCAUCCUGGAUUCGGUGGCUCCUUCAAAAACUGUGCUCCCAAAACCUAA